Molecule: messenger RNA, 1678 nt
Organism: Amyelois transitella
Lineage: Eukaryota; Metazoa; Arthropoda; Insecta; Lepidoptera; Pyralidae
Product: glutaryl-CoA dehydrogenase, mitochondrial
Exons: 1
Coding region: 290-1561 (423 amino acids)
Biological process (GO): fatty acid beta-oxidation using acyl-CoA dehydrogenase; fatty-acyl-CoA biosynthetic process
Cellular component (GO): mitochondrial inner membrane
Molecular function (GO): fatty-acyl-CoA binding; glutaryl-CoA dehydrogenase activity; flavin adenine dinucleotide binding
Source: RefSeq, a predicted model, not a curated record
GCACUAGUGUGAAGAUAGUAACAGUUGCUAUUUCCAUACUUUGUUGUCAACAGUUAUUACAUCAGUGAGGUCAAGAACAGUAAAUAGUGUUAGUAAUAUUUUGUGUAUCAUAACUAAAAAAAGAGAAACUCAUGUAAAAUUUUAAUUUUUUAAUAUUUUUCGUAAAGAUAUUUAAACCACUACAUAUAUUACAUAGAUUACGUAAAAGACAAUAAGACUUUGUAAACAACUGAUAAGAAAUUCAAGGAAUGUGUUUGUGACUCUAGUCGAAUAAGUGAAAUUAUCCAUAAUGGCUGUGUCUGUUACUUCUAAAUUUAUUUUCUCGAGUCUGAGUAAAUAUACAAGUUUAAAAGCGUUGUCAACCACAUGUUCGAAAAGUGCUAAAGUAAAUUUUAACUGGGAGGAUCCACUGAAUUUAGAUGGUCAAUUACAAGACGACGAAAAGGCCGUCCGAGACUCGUUCAGGGCUUAUUGUAACGAGAAACUAUUGCCAAGAAUAAUCGAAGCGAACAGAAAAGAGGUUUUUGAUAGAGGAAUUUACAAAGAAAUGGGUGAGUUAGGUGCUCUCGGCUGCACUAUAAAUGGUUAUGGAUGCUCCGGUGUUUCAUAUGUUACUUAUGGAUUAUUGACUAGGGAGCUAGAUGGAGUGGACUCGGCUUACAGAUCAGCUAUGAGUGUACAAAGUAGCCUCGCAAUGGGAGCAAUUUAUAUGUAUGGCACAGAAGAACAAAAACAAAGAUAUUUGCCGAAAAUGGCAAAAGGCGAAUUGGUAAGCUGUUUUGGAUUGACUGAACCUAAUUUUGGAAGUGAUGCUGGGGGGUUAGUAACAAGAGCAAAGUAUGACCCAAAAUCGAAAAAUUACAUCUUAUCAGGUUCUAAGACUUGGAUAACAAAUUCCCCAAUAGCAGACAUACUGAUAAUAUGGGCGAAGGACGACGAGAAUAAAAUAAGAGGUUUUAUAGUUGAACGGUCGCAAGUUAAAAAAGGUUUGGACACACCGAAAAUCAAUGGGAAAUUUUCUUUGCGCGCAUCGGAAACCGGGAUGAUAUUGCUGGACGAAGUGGCUAUACCGGAGGAGAGUUUAUUGCCGAACGUAGUGGGUCUGAAGGGGCCGUUCGGAUGUCUCAAUAACGCGCGGUACGGGAUUGCCUGGGGCGCUCUCGGUGCGGCCGAAACAUGUUUACGUAUCGCCCGACAGUACACAUUAGAUAGGAAACAAUUUGGAAGGCCUCUUGCUUCGAACCAGCUGAUACAGAAGAAGUUAGCGGAUAUGUUGACAGAGAUUUGCAUCGGCUAUCAAGCAUGUUUGCGAGUAGGACGUCUUAAAGAUCAAGGCGAUGCCGCGCAUGAAAUGACGUCAAUAAUCAAGAGAAAUAAUUGUGGAAAAGCAUUGGAAAUUGCAAGAAUUGCUAGAGAUAUGCUGGGUGGCAAUGGUAUUUCAGAUGAAUAUCACAUUAUAAGACACGUAAUGAAUUUGGAAGCAGUAAAUACUUAUGAAGGAACUCAUGAUGUUCAUGGUCUGAUUUUAGGCAGGGCUAUUACAGGUUUAGCAGCAUUUUAGGAUCUCUGAAUAUUACUUAUUUAUAAUGAUUUUUGUAAGAAAUUGUAAUUAUGCAGAGCAUAUAAAAUGUUAAUAAAUUUUGUUUCAGAAAUGGUAAAUAAAAAACUGUCUUUGGAA